CUACACACGAAACUCAUUUAAUCGCCCCGACUGUGCUCCCUCCUUCGGCUGUCACUCCGUCGUUAGUCUCGACCACUGGGCUACACACACACACACAACAGUUGACAUCUCUGAAGGGACCGAUGUGUUUUCCUGCCCAGCCAUCCAUACUCGUUGCUUAACUUUGCAGCGCGACGCGUCCUCGAUAAGCAGCAAGCGCACUCGUUAGCCGCAGUGCUUAUUUCUGUAUAAAUGACGUUGGCGCGCCGCUCCUGGCUUCGUCACGUAUCCUCAUCGCUCGGGCUACGUCAACUCUGUUUACCGGCUGGCCGGAGCACAUCGGACGGCCCGCCACUCAGUCUGCGCUCUGUCCCUCCCGAGCUCAAGCUGCCGCGGAGCGGUGGGAAGCAGAUUCCAGAAGCUAAACAGGGUUGAGCCUGGUUAGUACUUGGAUGAGAGACUACCUUGUUUAGCCAGUUCUGCAGCAGUCAUGUUGAAGAUUAACAACCGCUUGCUGCAGGCGCAGCUGGCGAGCACACCUGUUUGUCACAAGGAGAGUGAAGAUGUGCAACAGGAACGGAAAGCCCUGCAACAACUGGCCACAAAUCUUCGGAAUGUUUGCAAGAUGACAAACGACAGCAUUUUCUGUGGUCUGCGAAUCCCUGACCGGUUUCAAAAAGUAAAGCAAGAAAUCAGUUUGGUUGUCCUCACAGGGAAGGGAAUCUUUUGUAUCGACGUGAAGAAUUGGGUGGGAGAGGUGAGCCGAGAUGGCAAGCACUGGCUUGUUAAGCACAAGGGGGAGGUGGCUGGGGAAUUCUCAAGAAGUGUCCAGCACCCAGACCCCCUGCUCGACAUUAAGAAAAAGAUAGAAAAUCUUUGGAAUUUCCUUGUCGAGAAAGGUGUGGGCAUCAAGAAGAAGCAGAUGUAUCAUAAGGUUAUCUUCAUUAAUCCCAAAUGCCAGUUAGAAGCUGAGUUACAGAAGCACGAGGAGGACGUUGUUGGGCCAGAAGAUGUGGACAGCGUCAUGCUCUGUUUUCAGGACUCAUACCUUACAAGUUUAACUGAUGCGAUAACACCGUACUGGAUAACGGGGCACCUUUCGUACCAACAGCUGAAGGAGUGUCAGAGCGCGCUGCGUGGCAUAGGCACGUGGGACGUAGUGGAGCUUCAGGGAGGCAUGCGUCUGCUCGGGGAUUACAACGGCUGCCCCAUGGUGGCCCUGGACCGCAAGGAGACGGAGCUGCUUGAGUUCUCCCACCAGAGGAAUGCCACCAUGGGCUACGUGUGGGCCAUUCUCGGCUACACCCCGCAGGUGACCGUGAGGAUGUUUGAGCGAGGCGGCAGGAGCUGGGGAUGGCAGCCGAGCACGGGCACCGCCGUCAUUCCCUACAACGCCCACAUCGUCUUCCGCGUGUGCGGGGAGGAUGCAGACGCCAAAAUCCCCGCCAAUGACAUUGACAGGAUCAUCCUGAGCAUAUGAGAUUGAUUCGGCGUAAAAAAAAAAAAAAUCAUAACCGCGGCGCAUUAACCGCCGCGAUGUGCCGCCAUCUCGGCUGAUCAAUUAACGGGAUUUGUGUUUUAACUAAUCGAAACAUAAAUCUCAUCAGCCCCAGGUCAGUGGACAUGAAAGGGUGCAACAUCACAACAUUAAUAUGUUUGUCUUUUACUUACCACACAAGGACAUUUGACUGGAAUACAGGAUGGAGAUUUAAUCAGACUGGCUUGAGGGCUGUUUGGCUAAUGUAUAUAAAAAACCUCAACCUCUUAAGAUAGGAAUAUAAAUUGGUGAUAAAUAUUUCAUAUCAUCUCACAAUAAGUGGUUUCAUUUUGAAAAAUAAUCAACGUAGCCAACAGCCCCGAAUGUUUAAAUGCGCACUCGUGAUUGAUUUUGAAAUAUAAAUUUUUACAUUGUUAAUCCUUCACGUGUAUUUAUAUUACAAGCUCAUAUAUUCUAUUAAAAGUUGAAGUAAAUGCAUGCUUUUUAAUUUUUCGUCAUGAAUUAUCUGUUCUUGUAAAUAUUCUGUGGUCUUCCGACUUAAGGUAUGUAUGGUUCAAUUAUCUCUAUCAACUUGAUUUGAAUUGCCAUGUGACUUAUAAUAUUAGAUUUGUGAAUCAAUAAGAACUAUAAUUCCUCUGUAAAAGAUUUGCAUACUUAUAUUUAUACAACAUUGCCAUGUAUUUCAUUUAAUGCCUUGAACUUGAAAUCGUUAAAUGCAUAGUAAUGUGUUGAAACAUGUAGGCUUGCAUGCUUCGAGUUACAUUGAGAUAUAGAAAAAGAAACCCAUGGAUUAGAGAACACAAGCAGGGCAAAGACAUUUAUUUUUCUAAGAAGUAAGUGGGCUUCGGCAGGACACUUUGCAAGAAGGAAUAGUCAAGGUUCAAGAAUAGUGACGGAGUGGCAGCCAAGAAGUGUAACACAUCCGAAAGAACGUCUGUCUCGGAGAUGGAGCGUGCAGGAGCUAGUUGGACUAUAUAAUCGCAGGAUUACGAGAGAUGGUGGUGGCUUGGAGAAGUCUUCAUCCAGCAGUGGAUUGAUCAUGGCUGAUUGGUGGCGCUAUAUCAUAGUUUUCAAAGGAAAAACACGAAUUGGCUUCAUUGCAAAUGAAGAAUACCAAUUGUGCAUCGCCUCUUCAGAUAGAUGGAGUCAUAUGGUUGUUAUUGUUGUUGUUGUUUUUUUCCAGCCCAUUCAUUCGAACAAAUAUUACUUCUGCGGAGCUGGAUCCCGUGUUCAAUGAACUAGAAAACCACUCGUGAAACUACUGCGGUUUCGUAAAGUUCAGUGGGUUCAAUUUCAGCAAUCUCUUAGACGUUGUCACUGAUUUUCUGCAUGGGGUUGUGCCUUACUCCUUUGCACAAUCUAUUAUCUUAAGGCACCAACAGUUUUUUUCCCCCUCCAAAUCAAACCUCAAGCAUGCAGCAUUGCUGCUGACUUGUGGUACCAAUCAGGCCGUAUGUGUACGGUAGUUUAGAGAAUUGUGGAUUUAUGAAUGUUGACAGUUGAAUUUUACGAUGAUCUUUGCCGUUACAAAUGGAAUUGCAUUCUCAUCCAAGCUCAGCGUAGCCAAUAAUGGGUCCUGGUUAAUGAGCUGACCCAACACUCACCACGGUAUUUCAGAAUGACCUCUGCGUAGCCCUUUGCGCUGGCUGACCUUAUUAUAUCCAUGUCUCUUUAGCCACUGAAAGUCAAGGCGAUCUUUAAAGUUAAUUACGUCUUUACUGGUAGCAAGAAAAUCAUCCAAUCAUCAUUACUGUUGUCAUCUGUAACGUAUCACCACUCAAGAGUAAAAUGUUAAAACGAAUCGGCUUAAAAUCUUUUAUUAAAAAAAUUGUCUCUGCUGAUUUUAAAAUUCCAUUUGUUUUUGAAGCACACCAUGAAACAAAAAACAGCUGCUAUCUUUAAAGUGUGCACAUAUUCUUGCUCAAUUCAAGAAACGUGCUAACUCUUGACUAAUACACCCUUCAGAAAAAAAAGAACUCAGCACAUUCGUCAGAAAUAUAUAUUUGUAAUGAGCGACGUUUUGGGCAAUGGCUCUUCUUCAUAGCACAUGAAGAAGGGCCAUUGUCCGGAACGUCGACAAUGAUAUAUUUUUUGGGUAAUUUCAGGCCACAGACUAUUGAUGAAUGUUUAGUUGUCAUUUGUGCAUGCGUAUCACUGUCAACGCAGCAUCACCACAUCAUUUAUUGCACCUUUAACCGUGCUGUUUGUUGCGAGCCGCGUGGCAUUUUGGGACUAUCGGGCCUCUUGGGCCCGUGCUCAGCAACGGUGAUUUAAAAGCAUAACAUACUAAAAUGUCCACACUGCAUUUUAGUUUCUUCACCUCCGCUUCGAAACCGAAACUCGCGCGCAGUUUUUUUUUCUUCUUUCCGUCCCCCUCCAACGUUCGCAAAAGACAUGUCGGAGGCCUCACAGUAAUUUGUGGUGAUGAAGGCCUCAAGCAAACAAUGGAAGUGCAUCCGAGUGUGGCUGUGUGGGUCGUUGCCGUGGAUCUGUGCUCGCUUCACCAUGCAAUCACAGCCUGUCGCCAUCUGUUCCAAACCGCUAUUCUUCAAUUUCACAACCUUGCUGCCGACGCGACGGCUUCCCAGUAACUCAUCUUUAGAGCGGCCGCUAAAUUUGUUCCCUCUAAGAGAAGGGGCCGCCGGCGCCAUUGCCGACGGUAUUUCUCUAUAACCCCUGGUAGUUGUUGGGUUCAGGUCAUCUAUCUCGCGAGCGGCCGCGGCUUUGAAUCAGCGGCCCCUUGGAGAUAAUGUACAAUGUGUGGAGGGGGGCAGACGAGCGUGAUGAAUGUGUUUUGUUGUUUUGUGAGGAAUUGUAUUAGCCCGAGUCAUGAUAGAUGGUGUCAUGAUGGAACACGCGCUAACGGAGAAUAAGAACAUGUUUUUAAUGACCGACAGAGAGAGAGAGCACUAACAUAUUUUUUUGUCUGUGACAGCAAACGAUGAUUCAAUAUUACAAAUAGAAAUUGCAUGAUUUUUUGUAUUUGUUUUGUUCAUGUACGCACUGUGCUAGCCCUUAAUUGCCUUGGAUAAGUCCAUUAAAGUGCUGUAAACCCAUUGAAAAACUGCCGCCAAUGCCUCCAAAAGUUCAUUUUCGGGUUCAAUUUUGAUGUCCUGCUCUGGAGUAAAUAACUCCACCAAUCUGCCGUUAACAACAGCUUGUGCGCUCUCUCAGCUAGCCACUCCACCGCUAUUGAGAACAGGAAGCCACUGAAAGAGGGUUGCCGCGAGAAGGACACUAAUGCACAUCGAGCCAGUUAAAUGUUCCGUCCGUCCAUUUCUGCCUCCCUCAAUCACGAGCUGUGCGCACAAGAUGUAGAGAGCACACCUCGUGCGAGCCCCCAAUGUGCCGGAGUCGCGAGCGCGCGGUACCUUUUUUUCACGAGACCCGUGAGCUUUGUUCAGCAAAUGGGAUACGCGUCUUAGCACUUAGCAGAUCCUCAUCAGCUCUUUCUUUGAUACGCGCACAAUGAGGGGGAAGAUGCUCCUCCAACUUACGUGCUUGCAUAAUGGCCGCGGUGGUUAGUGUAACGUGUUUACGUUUUUUUUUCUCUCCUGUUUCCUGCUAAAUGACAUUAGUUGUGCGGACUAUUGUCCGGCCUUAUUGCGAAUGUUACUCGGAUCUUCCUUUAUGCAGCACUUGGUAUGCAAGGCCUGAUCAAUAGCUGAAUGGUGUUCCGAUGCAUAUUUUCUUAUUAAGUGGUAUACUUGCAUUUGCUCUUGUGAAUUUGCUGCAUUUUUACUUAUUUAAUAAUAAUACAAUAUUUAAAUAACUCUUCAAGUAGGCCAAUUAAUACUUUUAAGCAUAUUUCCUUUUUUUAUCAUCGUCGUCC
Molecule: messenger RNA, 5309 nt
Organism: Petromyzon marinus (sea lamprey)
Lineage: Eukaryota; Metazoa; Chordata; Hyperoartia; Petromyzontiformes; Petromyzontidae
Source: RefSeq, a predicted model, not a curated record